Messenger RNA from Trachemys scripta elegans, 9608 nucleotides. RefSeq names its product attractin (gene ATRN). The coding region runs from base 173 to 4306 and encodes 1377 amino acids. The record is from RefSeq and is a predicted model, not a curated record. Gene Ontology annotation, cellular component: Golgi apparatus. Lineage: Eukaryota; Metazoa; Chordata; Testudines; Emydidae. Gene Ontology annotation, molecular function: protein binding. The transcript has 29 exons.
CGGGAGAGAGCGAGUGCGAGCGGCGCUGCUGAGCAGCCUCCUUCCUCGUCGGCCACCGUAUCGGAAGCCCGCAGCUCCCUCGCCGGCCACCGUCCGGUCGCUCAGCCCACCCGGGAGGCUUACGGAGACGAGGAGUCCGAAGCUCUCACCUCCCCCAAGUCGGCGGCAGCAGAUGGAGCGGAGCAGCCGGCGGCAGCCGGCGGCAGGGAGACUGGGCUCGCAGGGCGGCCGGCCGCGGCGCUCCGGGGGGCGGCCCCCGGCUCAGCUUCUCCUGGUGCUGCUGAUGCUGCUGGUGCCGGGGCCCGAGGCGGCGGCGGCGGUCGAGGGGAAGGAGUGCGAUAAGCCGUGCGCCAAUGGCGGGCGCUGCCAGCCGGGCAGCGGGCAGUGCGAGUGCCAGGCCGGCUGGGUGGGGGACCAGUGCCAGCACUGCGGGGGCCGCUUCAGGCUAACUGGAUCUUCCGGAUAUGUAACAGAUGGGCCUGGACAUUAUAAAUACAAAACAAAAUGCACAUGGCUCAUUGAAGGAAAGCCAAAUACAAUCCUGAGGCUUCGAUUCAAUCACUUUGCUACAGAAUGCAGUUGGGACCAUUUGUACGUGUAUGAUGGAGACUCAGUUUAUGCUCCAUUAGUGGCAGCUUUUAGUGGUCUUAUUGUUCCUGAGAGGGAUGGCAAUGAAACCAUCCCAGAAGUUGUAGCCACUUCUGGCUAUGUCCUACUGCAUUUCUUUAGUGAUGCUGCCUAUAAUUUGACAGGGUUUAACAUCACCUAUAAUUUCGACAUGUGUCCCAAUAAUUGUUCUGGCCGAGGAGAGUGCAGACACAAUAACGGCAGUAACACUGUUAAAUGUGAAUGUUCUGAACACUGGAAAGGAGAGGCGUGCGAUAUUCCUUAUUGCACAGAUGGUUGUGGAUAUCCUGCGAGAGGUCAGUGCAACAUGAAUGGGACCAAAGGAUGCUUGUGCAAUUCAGGCUGGCAAGGUCCUGGCUGUGCAGUCCCUGUACCAGCUAAUCAGUCAUUCUGGACUCGUGAGGAAUACUCUAGUCCGAAGCUUCCCAGAGCGUCUCACAAAGCUGUUGUCAAUAGCAAUGUAAUGUGGGUUGUUGGAGGCUACAUGUUCAAUCAUUCCGAUUCCCGUAUGGUUUUAGCGUAUGACCUUGUUUCUGAGGAGUGGCUUGCACUGAACAGCACUGUGAACUCUGUAGAGAUCAGAUAUGGUCAUUCAUUGGCGUUACACGAGAAUAAAAUCUAUAUGUAUGGAGGAAAAAUAGAUGCAACGGGGAAUGUGACCAAUCAGCUGUGGGUAUUCCAUAUACACAAUGAGUCAUGGGUUCAAGUGAUCCCAAAAGCCAAGGAGCAGUAUGCAGUUGUUGGCCACUCAGCACACAUUGUCAUGCUGGAAGAUGGCAGUGCUGUUAUGCUCAUCAUCUUUGGGCACUGCCCUCUGUAUGGGUAUAUCAGCAAUGUGCAGGAAUAUAACCUUGCGACAAAUACAUGGACUAUUUUACAAACAAGUGGAGCCUUGGUGCAGGGAGGGUAUGGUCACAGCAGUGUUUACGAUCCAAACACCAAAUCAAUCUAUAUCCAUGGAGGUUACAAAGCAUUCAGUGCCAACAAGUAUAGACUAGCAGAUGACUUAUACAAAUAUGAAGUUGAUACACGGAUGUGGACAAUUCUUAAAGAUAGUAGAUUUUUCCGCUAUUUGCACACUGCUGUGAUAAUGAGUGGAACCAUGCUGGUGUUUGGAGGAAAUACACACAAUGACACAUCCAUGAGCCAUGGUGCUAAGUGCUUUUCUUCAGAUUUUAUGGCAUAUGAUAUUGCUUGUGAUCAUUGGUCAGUACUUCCUCGACCUGAUCUCCAUCAUGACGUCAACAGAUUUGGACAUUCUGCUGUGCUGAGUGACAGCACUGUGUAUAUAUUUGGAGGGUUCAACAGUCUCCUCCUGAGCGAUAUCCUGAGGUAUACACCAGAAAGCUGUGAAGCUUAUGACAACGAGACGUCUUGCUUGAGAGCAGGUCCUGGAGUCAGGUGUGUGUGGAACGCCACUUUUUCUCUGUGUGUCCCAUGGGAAAGAGCAACAGUAGAGCAACAACAAAAAGUUUUUGAAGAAUGUCCUUCUAAACCAGAUCAUGACAAAUGUAAUCAGAUUACAGACUGCUAUAGCUGUACAGCGAAUACAAAUAACUGUCAAUGGUGCACUGACCAGUGUAUCUUAAAGCAUAACAACUGCACAGAAGAUCAGGUACCCAUUACUGAAUAUGAUAAAUGCCCCAAGGAUAACCCUGCAUAUUAUUGUAACAAAAAGACAAGUUGUAAAAGCUGUGCCAUGGAUCAGAACUGUCAGUGGGAGCCCAGGAAUCAAGAGUGCAUAGCUUUACCUGAAAAUAUCUGUGGAGCAAACUGGCAUUUGGUUGGCAACUCGUGUUUGAAAAUCAAUGGCACAAAAGAGAGCUACGACAAUGCUAAGUUGGCAUGCAGAACUCACAAUGCUUUACUGGCAUCUCUCACAACCCAGAAGAAGGUGGAAUUUGUUCUAAAGGAGCUGCAGAGAAUGCAGUCUUUGCCCAAAACUUUGACCCCAUGGGUUGGGCUGCGGAAAAUCAAUGUGUCGUACUGGUGCUGGGAAGACAUGUCUCCGUUUACAAACACCUUGCUCCAGUGGCUGCCUGGGGAACCAAGUGAUGCUGGAUUUUGUGGAUAUUUAGCUGAGUCUUACCAGCAGGGAUUGAAGGCCGCAACAUGUAUCAACCACGUUAAUGGCAGUAUCUGUGAAAGAGCUGCUAACCACAGUGCCAAGCAAUGUCGCACACCCUGUGCCUUGAGGGUGGCAUGUGGAGAGUGCACGAGUGGCAGCUCUGAGUGCAUGUGGUGCAGUAACAUGAAACAGUGCGUGGACUCAAAUGCUUACGUGGCCUCUUUCCCCUAUGGCCAGUGCAUGGAGUGGUACACCAUGAGCAGCUGUCCACCUGCAAACUGUUCUGGCUACUGCACGUGUGCGCAUUGUUUGGAACAGCCUGGCUGUGGUUGGUGUACGGACCCUAGUAACACAGGAAAGGGGAAAUGCAUGGAAGGCUCCUACAGAGGUCCAGUAAAGAUGCCAUCUCCACCAACAACAGGAAAAUCCUACCUGGAACCCAUCCUUAAUGUCAGCAUGUGUCCAGCAGAGAACAAAUACAACUGGUCCUUUAUCCAGUGUCCAGCCUGCCAGUGCAAUGGGCACAGUAAAUGUGUAAAUGAAAGCAUCUGUGAAAAGUGUGAGAACCUGACAACUGGCAAACACUGUGAGACUUGUAUAUCCGGCUACUAUGGAGAUCCUACUAAUGGAGGAACAUGCCAGUCUUGCAAGUGUAAUGGCCAUGCCUCUAUCUGUAAUACAAAUACAGGAAAGUGUUUCUGUACUACCAAAGGAAUUAAAGGAGAUGAGUGUCAACUGUGUGAAGUAGAAAAUCGAUACCAGGGAAAUCCACUUAAAGGAACAUGUUAUUAUACUCUUCUUAUUGACUAUCAGUUCACCUUCAGCCUUUCCCAAGAGGAUGAUCGCUACUAUACUGCAAUCAAUUUUGUAGCAACACCUGAAGAGCAAAAUAGAGACCUGGACAUGUUUAUCAACGCAUCUAAAAACUUCAACCUCAAUAUAACUUGGUCAACAAGUUUUGCAGCUGGCACACAGGCAGGAGAGGAGAUUCCAGUUGUUUCAAAGUCCAACAUAAAGGAAUACAAGGACAGCUUCUCCAAUGAGAAAUUUGAUUUCCGGAGCAAUCCCAACAUCACUUUCUUUGUUUAUGUCAGCAACUUCACCUGGCCAAUAAAAAUACAGAUUGCUUUCUCACAGCACAGCAACUUUAUGGACCUCGUACAGUUCUUUGUGACAUUUUUCAGUUGUUUCCUGUCUUUGCUCCUGGUGGCUGCCGUAGUUUGGAAGAUUAAACAAAGUUGCUGGGCAUCACGACGAAGAGAGCAACUACUCCGUGAGAUGCAACAGAUGGCGAGCCGUCCCUUUGCCUCCAUCAACGUUGCCUUAGAAACAGAUGAAGAGCCGCCUGAUCUCAUUGGAGGAAGCAUAAAGACUGUUCCGAAACCAAUAGCUCUGGAACCCUGUUUUGGAAACAGAGCAGCAGUCCUCUCAGUAUUUGUGAGGUUGCCUCGAGGAAUGGGAGGUAUCCCGCCACCAGGGCAGUCAGGUCUUGCAGUGGCCAGCGCUUUGGUGGACGUUUCACAACAAAUGCCAAUUGCCUACAAAGAGAAAUCAGGAGCAGUACGAAAUCGGAAACAACAGCCCCCAGCACAGCCAGGAACCUGUAUUUGAUGCAUGGACAUCAUAAACUGUCUCUCUAGGGUUUUAAACACCAGUAACACAUAGGAGGAGGAAGAGAAGAAAGAUUUUACAGUUGUGACACAAAAGAGACUAAAAAUAUAUGGAAAACGCAACUUCCUUGAGCCCAGUCUUUUUUCUCAUAUACUUGAUAGUUGGCUUUGUUUGACAAUUGCUCCACUUAAGUUUUACUGACAUAUGCCACUGGAUGGUUCAACCUUCCCCCCCCCCCCCCCACCCGGUUUAAAAAAAAAAAAAUUAUUUCACGUCCAGUAACCUCUAAUCACCACCACUGAAGGUCAAUGUCAAUAAAACAGUAGUACAAGCAUAAAUGACACUCAGGUUUCUGCAUGGAAAGAGCAUUAUAGUACAUAUAUUUAUCAAACUGUGCCAAAAGGAGAAAAAAAAAAAAAAAGAUGCCGCAUUUCCAGGUAAGUCUCAGCCCUCAACUCCUGAAAACAAUAUUAAACUUCGUCGCUUUCUUUUCAGAUGUAAUAAUUUCAAAGAUUUUCUGUUUAUUCCCACAUUAUUUAAUUAGUGCUCUUUUGUCCUAUACGGUCCAGCUUAAUAUAUAGCAUCAAGGUAGGAAAGAAUGAAGCAAAGAUUGAAUAUUAUACAUUGCUUACGCUGAAUUCAAUAUUUGCAAAGUUGAAUGUAGUUUUCUAAAGCAUUAGUGUUUCUAUUGUCUUAAUCCAGUUGAAAAUACGUGCACACAAGUGCCUAGACUUCAGCAGAUCUAGGAAGUGAGGGAAUUAGUACACGCAGGUUUUUACAUAAUUGUGUUCCUAUGUUCCUGUAAAAAUUAAUUAGUCACCUAAGGCAAUCUGUGCCAUUUGUAAUGCAUCAUUUGUAGUCAGGGAAGAUGAGGGCAUUUUCCCACCCAAGGAACUACUUAACCUGGUGGCAGCAUCUUUGGGGGAAACUGGAAUUGAGGUCCUGUAUUUUAUGUGAACGCUGCUGUUUUUCCCAGCUGGCAUAAAUGGAAGUUGUGUGUACCUGUGGCCUGCUACCUAAUUAUCCCUUUGUGUUACCUUUUGAGUCCUUUUCUGCCCAUUUGACCUUCCCUGUUUGUCGGUCUGAGGAUUUUAAUUUAAAAAAACAUAGUAGCUCUGUUUCGCCUUGUGUUUGAAUGUUCAAUCUUGAAUUACCCCCAGUGACUGUACAAUGUGAGGUAGCUGCCUUGGACAUCUGAGGGAGACUUACUGCUGAUAGGAUACACCCGGUAGUUGUAGAAGAGGGCUUCGUGUAGCAAGGAAUUUAUUACACUUACUAACCCUUUUUGCAAUUGAGCCUCAAAAUGAUGCUGACAAGUUUUAUUAGACUCAAAAUUCGGCCUACCUUGUAAUUGUUAGAAUCUGACAUAAGAGGAGUUGCAGAUUCUCGGUAUUGCCAGUGCUUUUAAACCCAAAGUGUAACUGUUAACUAACAGACUUUGUUACCACACCACAGCCAAGAGUAGUUGCGAUGUUGAUGCUGACACACGUUGUUGUGUUAAGGUACCAAACAAGGUAUAGUUGUUAAAUAACUAUAGUAAGUUCAGUUCCAUUCAGAACACUGGGGUUGAGUCUGGUUUUGGCUGGGGUAUUACUUACUAACUGAAAAAUAAAUUGAUUGGAGGAAAAAAUGUAAACUGCAAAGUAACUAUUGAAUAUUGUUUGAUGUUAAUGCCCUCGUCCCAAGAUAAAACUGAAGUAACUGCAUCUUUUUUUUUUUUCUUUUGUGUUUUUGGCAAUCUACAACAUAUCCCUCGGGUUUUUCAAAAAACUGGAAUUCUUUCUUUGAGGUGUAACAUUUGAAUAGGAAAAUAAAUCACUGCGCAUCUCAGAACAACAGUGGUGGUGGUAAAGAUUGUAAGUUGGUGGGCCACAAACCUACAAACAAGAACUCGAAUGAAUCUUCUCCUAACAAAUACAACAACACUCCAGAAAAAUUCUUGUUAAAAACACAUCUUUUUUAAAAUCUAUUUCUAAACCUGCAAGUUAAAUGCCCUCAGGAGGGGGUGAUAAGGAGAAACUUUGUGGAGUGAAGGGUUUUAGUCAACUUGAAUAUUAGCUGGUGCACAGAUUACCUCAGAGUCACCUCCCAAAAGAACUUGCAACUUCCCUUGUUUAUAGGGCUGCCCCGGGCUAGAACACACCAGAGAAAUAACACAAGAUAAAAUUUCCCCCCUGUAUAUUUAGUUACCUCACAAAUGUUCAGUGCAGAUGCAGAUCUAGAAUUCAUAGACCCUUACUCCAUUACCCAUCACACUGGGAAAACGAACAUGGGCUACAAUUCAGAAAAGCUCUUAACCUUAUGUUUAAGUCCAUACUUAUUCAGGACAGCAUUUAAACAGGUGCCUAAAGUUACGCCUAUGCUUAGGGGUUUCCCUGUAAAGAAAUGCUUUGCUAAAUGGGGGCCAUUAAGUGAAAUUAUUUUUACUUAAAAAAUAAAAUCAUUUCUGUUCCCUUUUAGAGAAUUGUCUUACGCUCAGAUUGUUGUGUCUCAAUUGCUUAUAGCGGAAGCGUGCCCAGAACGCUCUCAAGAAAGGAGUUAAGGGUCAGAUGUUAAAAAUAAGGAAGAUGAGCGACAUGGAUCAACAUUAAGUUUAAUUGAGCCAAAAACUGUAAAUAGAGGAAUAAGACUUUAUUAAUAUAAAUGAAACAAAAAGAUCCUUUCGGCUUUAGCCCUGCUCUGUAUCUUGUCUCCAUACAGACAAGGGAAAAGAGAACUCUCAUACAUAUCUCAGCUGCAAGGACUUUCAUCCCAGUUCAAAAUAAAUUAUCGGGGAAGGGGUGAAGAGGGGGGAGGAGAUGGGGAGAAGAAAACAAACUGCAGGUGUUUCAUCAAUGUUACCAACAUCAAAAGUGGAUGAUUGGGGGUCGGGGAGGGGAUUCUUUAAAAAACAACAACCUGUAAUUCUGUAAAUAAAUGAAAAAUAACACACUGAUUUUGCACUUGUACAUAAACUAUACAGUAGUGUGCAGAAUGUGGAAAGAGUUAGCGUGUAUAUAAAACAGAAAUAUCUAAUGUAUUUUUGAUGCAUUUUAAAUGAUGUAUGAGUUUUGUCUUAUCUUCUUCAUAUGAUGAUUAGGUAACUUUCCAGAGCUUUAAAAAGUCAUCAAAUUAAUUCCUGAUAUCUGGCAGUAGAAAGCAAGGAGGGCAUAACCUGACAUUUUAAUGUAUUUAAAUGCAUUUCACUUGAACAAUGUAAGCAAAGUAGUUCGAAAUACAGCUCUUCCAUUUCAAAAAGAACAAUUAGAGAAGGUGAUAUUUAUACUUAAAGCAGCCACUAUUAUGAGAUUAUAAAAUCGUUGGUGUGCUGUUCAUUAAGAUUGUGCUAGUGAUUCCAUUCCAAAUCACUAUUUUCAGAGGGUUUAUAACCCUGGGUGAAAUUUGAUAUACAAGGUCUCACACUGUUCACUGGGAACAUUGUUAUUCUUUGAGACUUUUUUUUUCUUUUUAACUGGAAAUGUUGCAACCUGCUUACUGUAGAAAAGUCAAUUAGUGCCACUGGAUACAAAAAUACAUUAAUUGAAACCAAUUUUUGUUCACAAACCUGCUCCAGUUUUUCACCAGAAUUUCAUUUGGAAUUUUUUAGCAUGCGUGAUAGGGUACAGGCAGACCCUGCCGUCAUGUUUGUCAGUAAUUUGUAUACAGAGGAAGAUUUAUGGGUACACCUAGCCAUCGAGUCUCUCUUAGAGCUGUUGGGUUAAAAACAUACUGUACCAAAAAUGCCAAUGUACAGAUGCGCAUGGUGCCUGUGAAUUCCCAAUAUAUAAUGUACCACAAUAUGGUGAUAUUGUAUAGGAAAGAAUGACAGGCCAUAAAAGGUGUCUUGUGCCAGAUAUAUACUUCCUUAAAGGGAGGAUGCAAUAUUUUCAUCCCUCAGCUCGUAGAGAGCCAAGAAGUUCUUGUAUGUCAUUCUCUGUCUGGCAAAACUGUACCAAACUAUAUAUUUACUGGGUUUAAAGUGGGUUUUCUCAAAUGGCUGUUCAUCUAGCCAGUCCUAAAUUUAGCUUCAAUGACCCUUUAGUGAAAUACAUGCCCCCCGCCCCCAAGGGACUGAAAUAAAACCAGGGAAGCCAAUUCAAAGACUGCUGAUUCUCCGUCCUGAACUGACAUGAAUGUUAGAGAUUUUUUUUUUCUUUUUCAUAAAAGCCUACAUUCAGGAUGGAGUGUCAAAUGGAACUUUGAAUCUGUUGGCUAUUGGCUUACCACAAUGCUUUAAAUAUUGUAUCUGUAAAUGUGUAUGCUCCACCACUGAACUUAAAACAAAAACUGAUGGUACAUGUCAGGAGCGACUUUUAAACUAAGUCAUCUAAGUUUCCAUAGUAAUCUCGGGGUGGGGUGGGGGGGGGGGAAAGGUUAAUCUUAAAUCUUCAUUUGGGAAUGCAACAGUUUGUUUUACAACGCACUCCUAAAGUAAGCUGGAAGAUCAGGUUCUGUGAAGAAAUGUGCACGUUUCAUAUGCAAAGGUGCAUCUCCAUCUCCAUUUUUGAAUAUAUGUGCACUAGCUUUUGGGGUGCAGCGGGGGCAAAAGAGGGAUAAGAGAGGCUUUUACUUUUCUGACAUGCUGUAGAUAAUUUUAGUCAUGACCUUGCUUUCUGUUCUAGUUGCUUGAAAUAAGUAAGUUCAUCACGUGCCAGUAAUGCCUACAAUAACACUCACGCUGUUUAUUCUGCUUCUGGAUAAGGAUGAUUGUCGCCCAAUUUACUGUGUCUUUCUAAAACAAUAAGCUACCUUUGUGUGUCUUCCAGGUACUAAAGACAUUUCCCCCUGUGUUAUCCACCCACUCCAAAAUGCUCACCAGGAAAAAAAAAAAAACCCCACCACCAAUCUAUUUGUGGACGAGUGUAAAAUACAUCGGUCCAUUUUUUAAAAAAAAUAAAAAUAAAAAAAAAUAGGUUUUAUAUUGCUCUGAAAUUUGUGCACACUAAAUGUUCUUUACGCUAAGAUCCUUGAACUAAUUCUCUCCAUUUUUUUUGUUCUGUAGUUAUUUACAGUCCUUAUCUGUGUUCCGACUCAAGCUUAGUUUGUUAAUAUGUAUAAUUUAGCGUUUAUCGCAUUCAUAUGUAAAUACCGAGUAAGUAUUGUAAACUAUUUCAUUGCUGGGGAUUGUGGGUGUUAUACAUACACGUAUUUAGGACUGCCGUUUUUUGGUAUAAUUUUUUGUAUUGUAAAAUAACAGCUAAUUUAAGCAGGAACAAGAGAAUCAUGGGAAAUCGGUACAUUUUCAACACAAAUGUGAAGUACAUGUACAUAAAUACAAAGUAAAUAAUGCAAAACUUUCUUCUGAAAUAAAAAGUAGAAAAUC